Acytostelium subglobosum LB1 is the source of this 765-nucleotide messenger RNA. RefSeq lists its product as hypothetical. Gene Ontology annotation, molecular function: hydrolase activity. The transcript is spliced from 2 exons. The coding region runs from base 1 to 765 and encodes 254 amino acids. Lineage: Eukaryota; Evosea; Eumycetozoa; Acytosteliales; Acytosteliaceae. The record is from RefSeq and is a predicted model, not a curated record.
AUGGACGACGGAUUGGUCUGUGACGCUUACGUCUCACAGCCAUCGGCAGAGGUCGCCGCUGGAAAGAAGUUGCCAGCAAUCCUCUUCUUCAUGGACGCCAUCGGACUGCGCCCACAGAUUGAGAAGAUGGUGGACCGCAUCGCUGAGCAGGGCUACUACGUGUUUGCACCAAACCUCUACUACCGCUCGGGUCGCGCCCCCAUCAUCCCCAACUACGCCGACUUCCUCUCGUCCAAUGAGAAGCGCGGUGAGUUCUUCACCCUGUUGCAGCCAGUCAUGAAGGCUUUCAACGCUGACAUGUGCAUCAAGGACACACUCAAGUACAUUGCCCACAUCGACAGCCAGCCCAACGUUGUGCCACAAUGUCGUCUGGGCAUCACCGGCUAUUGCAUGGGUGGUCUCCAGGCCUCGAUCAUCGCCGGCACCUACCCAGAGAGGUUCUCAGCACUGGGCUCAUGGCACGGAGCCGGUUUGGCCAACCCAGCCAACCCCAAGAGUCCACAUUUCCUCGCUGGCAACAUCAAGGCCGAGUGCUACUUUGGUCAUGCUGACAAUGAUGCCAACAUGAAUGCUGAUGCCAUAAAGCUCCUCGAGCAAUCCCUCACCGCCGCCAAUGUCAAGUACACCUCCAUCAUCUACACUGGUGCCAUGCACGGUUACACCAUGGAGGAUACCACUGUCUACCACAAGGAGGCCACCGAUAAGAAGUGGAUCGCACUGAUGGACUUGUUCGAGAGGAAUGUCAAGGUGCAAGCAUCUGCCUAA